Messenger RNA from Chara braunii, 8015 nucleotides. The record is from the annotation of a GenBank genome assembly. Lineage: Eukaryota; Viridiplantae; Streptophyta; Charophyceae; Charales; Characeae.
GGGCGGUAGCGAAACUCCCGUGCCGCGACGAAUGCUUCUUCAUGUCACUUAGUGUUGUUUUCUUGUUGUCUUUUUCUGUGCGACCCUUGCCUGUCGUCGACAGCGCUUUCAUGCUCAGUAGACCUUUGGUCCAAUUCAACAGCCCGGCGGACCAACUCGCAACUUUCGUUAUGCAAUACAGGGAAGAGUUCGCGAGGCUGCCUGCUGCCCAGCAAGUUGACCGUGGUUUCGUGCCGAUUGACGCCUCGUCUUCGUCGGUUGCGGGGCCCAAACGGCGCCAAGAUCAGCCGGCCAGAGCGGUUGGAAAGAGGAAGCAAUUGCCGACUGCCCCGUUUUCGUCGGCUGCGGUUGUCCAGGCUCUGCCCACUUCGGUUCCUCCCUCGGAUCGACAAGGUCAUGAUGCGGCCGAGCAGUCCAGCGAGGCCACAGACUACGACGACGGAGCUGUGCGCUAUCGGGCUGGUCCCCAGCAUCGUUCACGGGGAGGUGCAGGUGCCUUCGAUGACGAGGAAUGCGAGGGCCAAGAUGGGGAGGGCGGUGGUUGGGAUGGGGAGGGCGGUGGUGAGGAGGGGGAGGUCGGUGGUGAGGAGGAGGAGGGCGGUGGUGAGGCGGACGACGGUAACGAAGGAGAUGCUGAAGGUGAGGACGAUGGCAUGGAUGAGGAGAGAGACGAUGUUGGUGAGGAAGUCGAAGACAAUCGCUCCUCCCAAUUUCACUGUCGCCACCACAACGAAUCGCAGGGGCAUCGUGAGGACGACGCCUGCCACGUCGGUGACGCUGUCAAUGCUGGUGGCCAGUGUGCAGCCUCCCGCGGAAUGUCGCAGUCCUAUGAUCAGACGAAGGAUAGGAGAGACGAAUCUGGCUCACGGGGAAAGCGAAAGAGGGGAGAGGCGUCGACCUCUCCUGUGAGUCGAACAAAACAGGCGCGGGCCGACGCCGUCAAUGAAGCUCGCGGAGCGUUGACGACAUCACAGGAAGCGCGGGCUCCUCGAAAAACUGGUGGGGGGGGGCGAAGUGGCAGCCGCGGGGGCGGUCGCGGCGGCGGUAGGAAAGGCUCGCAGAGGUCCAGGGCACCUAAGCUGCGGGACUCGGGGGAUGAGGGCGAGGGGGUGGGGCCUCGCAUGCCCGAAGACAUUGAAGAGCUGGCUCAGCACGCCGCGCCCGUGGACACGACACGAUGUUUCUUCCUCGAAUACGACGAACAAGGCUUCGCCAGGCAAGACGUCCAAAUUGUUAACGUCGACGUUAAUAGGAUCAAACCCAUUCCCCGUGGGAAGAUCCUAUUGAACCACCGUUCCUUGUCUGAGAACAUUGUGAGAGGCAUCGAGAGUGCCAUAGGAAGCUCCAUCAGUGCUGACCCGGGGGUGUGGGAUAGACCUGACCUCGUUUUUGCGCCGGUUGACCCCAACAUCAUCGUCGGGGGGCAGGGAAGGCGAAUCAGGCCGGACGAGUUCUUCCAAAGAGAUUCUGCAGAGUUCGACCGGUACGCUGUCUGCGGUCAGCAUACUGCCGAGGCCAUGAAACGGUUGGUUGGAAAGGACUCCCCCACGGUCAAAGUCUACGGCCUCCGCACGUACUCUAAAGUGCGAGUCGUCUUUUUCGAUGAUGACCACACACACGGGUACUUCAAUGUCUCCCUCUUCGACAACACACGGGAGAAUCGCGCCAUGAUGUUAUCCUUCCAGGACGUUGUGCGUGAUAUGCGGCAAUGGUGGAUCGACAACAACAGGAUCGAGGCACCCAAAGCUAAGGUCAGCGAGAAGGAUGUCGUCGCCGUUGCGCAUCAGAAAACGUGGCAGAACUUCCUGAGGGCCUGCAUGGGGAAGGCGUGGGACAAGGCGUUCGUGAAACAGGCACUCGACAACGAAUACAACAAGGAUUGGAGUAAUAAACUUCGGGGGUACCUGAACCUCACCACGUCCACCCGCACGGUUUGGCCGCUGGUGGAGAAGUUCUUCGCGAUGUUCGAGGAGGGUAAGCUGCCAAUCGGCGAUGACAAGAUCCCACUUGAGAUGCCGGGGAGGAUGGAGGGGCGCCUGCCCGGCCCGUACACUGACGAGAACAAGGGACAACGGACUUUGUACCACUACAUAUAUGCGAGAGAUGGUCCCAAGGGCUCCACCGUGUCCUGGAAGGAUUUGUGUCCUACGUACUUCAAGAACUUCGGGGACAUGACAUGCCGCGAGAGAGAAGUUGCGCUACUCCUGCUCAUGUCGGGGAAAGUGGUGGGAACAAAAGUGAGAGUCACGCCUCCGAGGGUGAACACAGAGUGCCUCCUCGACAUUAUGCGCAAGGAGAGAUACAUGGUCCGCAUGUUCAACUACGUCGUGUUUCACGCCGAGGGAAAAGAAGGGGACGAAUGGAACGACGACUUCUUCAUGUCGUACAAGGACCUGGAAGAGAGCGAUAUCUUGCGUCAAUUGUACCGUUGGGAGAACAUCGAGCUCAUCCCCGGGUCAUGGAAACGCGUGGACAGGCCGCCGAGCGACGUCACAAGGUAUGGCAACAUCGCUACGAGCAGUCGGGACCUGAUAGCGAUCGUGCUGCACGCUGAAGGAGGGGAUCUGAAAAAAGUAACUGUCGCACCCCGACUUCACAACGAUCUCACCGAAGUGCAUGUUGAGGAGGAAAAGUUCGGGAAGUGUCUCGGAAAACACGGUGGCGUCGAGGGCGACGAAAGUGCCGCAUAUUCAAUUUGGGAGCGAGAACCUGGCAAGUUGCGGAAGUUGUGCGGUUCAUUCGUAGGAGAGGCGGAAGGUGUGCUUUUGCUGGGUAGGGCACACGCGGGUCUUGUAUGGAAGUUAUUGCUUGCAGAUAAUAAUGUCAUUGCCUGUGACAAGUCCGCCAAGGACAUUGCAUACUUGACAAAGUUCGUCGACUUACUUAUUAAGGAUGGGAGAUUCGAGUGCCGCCUCGAGAAGCCGAGUGCCACACAUCGCACGAACAGCGAUAUGUACCACAAGUUGGGACCGAAAAGACUGAAGGUGUGGGAAUACCUGUUUCGCGAUGCGCCGGAUGGACGCCUUGAUGGGGGAUACAUAUAUAGGAAAGCCAAGGUGACCGAGGCCCUCAAACAUUAUCACGGUGCUCUAACUGGCGCCUUCGAGACAUUCGUUGCUCGAUGCGAGAUCUUGAGGUUUGAUCUUCACAAAGGUAAACUAACGUUUAAGGACAAUGCAGACCUCGCUAAAUCGGGUGAAGGCUUUAACCCCGUUGACAGCGAGGAAGACACGUCGGACUCCGACCUCGAGAUCGAAAAGGACACCAAUGCAACCGGGUGGUGUGGGAAGUCCGCUGCCAUGGAGCACAGCGUCAAGGGAUAUGGGCCGGGUCAAUCAGAGGGAUGCUCGAACCUGCCACCCGCGAACAGUGUGGCCUCGGGUGUGGACCGGGUUGUAUGUACGCCUGUGGAAGAUGACGAAGAUGAUGACCUUGAUAUUCCUGCUCAGCCAACGAAGCUGGCGCAAGGCGAUCCGAUUCCUCCCAGAUUUUGUGCGGAUGCAAACAAUCAUGACGGCAUUUUCGAGCCAUGUAUCCAAGGCGGGGAGUGGAAAAUGGCGGUGAAGUAUGUCUCGAAGGGUUGGAGACCGUUUCCCCGCAUGGGAAAGGACAACAGGCUGAAGAUGACGGAGCAAUCAAUACUAUACCGCUAUCGGAAAGAGAACCCCGGGGAGAGUGAAACAUCCAUCGCGGCAAAGGCGAAACAAUUGUUCGACGCAUUGGGAGCCACUCGGCAGUUAGAGUACUCACACAAGUUUUACGAGCUGCAGUCGAGCCCCUCGUACGGCAAGAUUGACUGGAAGGUUGAGCGCACCGCCGCGCUCGAGAGCAUGGACGUGGACUCCCGAGAAGAUGCCGCCCCUGUGCCCGAGGUGGCCACAGGGAACACGAUGGGUGAACAAAGGGAAGAUGGCGGGAUGACGUUCGGCGUGAAGCCUCCGUUGCCAGAGGUGGGGAACACGCCCGCAGGCAAAAUCACCAUCGGCCAUCUCUGUCGCAAUGGGGGAUACAUCACAAGGAAAAAGGGGGAAGGGGAGGGCGCGAAGGAGGCCUUUGUGCCGGUCAAGGACGACGACCAGCGUGAGGCUAUUCGCCGCUGCGGCAUAUUCAAGUACUUGACGAAGGGUCAGACGCUGGAGAGUUGCAAGGGCAACUUCAAGAUGAAGUGCCCCUUCUGCGACAAAGCACCUUUCGAGGGCAGUCAGGCGCGGGGUGCUGAGCACUUCACGAAGGGUAGGUGCCCCAAGGUGACACCAGAGGUCCUCGUGGACAUUUGGAAUACCACACAGUACCCUUCCGACCAGCGGCGAGAGAGACAAGUGCGGGAUUACAUGGAGUAUCAUGGCAUCCGGAAUAACAGAGAGGUGGGAGUUGGAGUGGGGGAGGAUGACGAGGUGCAGGAUGUUUUGGACCGGGAGGCGGCGGACAACGAGGGAGGACGUUGUGGCGGCGAGGACGAUGAGAUGGACACAGGGGCGGAGGGUGAGGGCGAGGGACCGAUGGAGGACGGCGGCGAGGACGAUGUUCAGGAGUUAGGAGCGUCCCUUCAGGGGGGAUCAUUGAAGGCACGACGCACUGCUCAUCAUACAAGGACUCGUGCGCCUAUGGAUGGUCGUGGGAAGAGGAGGGCGGACACCGCUCUUGCGGCACGCGUGCCGGAUCCGAAACGUUUGAAGCAGGUCAGACUGGAUGAGAUAUACGACCUGGAGUGGCAGACCACCUUCGACCAUCUCUUCCUGCAGUGGUGGCAUAUUGGCGGUGUCCCAUUUGAGAGGGCGAGGAUGCCCGAGUACAGGGCCCUCACGAGACAUUUGCAGAACAUGCCCCGGGGCAUGAAGCCUACUUUGCCCCAGUUCAAGCGCAUAGCAGGCAGUGGCAUACAGGAGGAGCGUGCACACAUAGCUGAUAAGCUACGUGACAUACGCGAGCAGAUGCAGCACACAGGGGCUACCAUCCUCACGGAUGGGAGGAAGUCCCUGAACUCUGAGCCCAUCGUGAACUUCCUGGCAGCAGGACAGUCGGGCGCCUUCUUUUCACGACGCGAUCAGCAGAAGAAGGUGGCGGAGAUGACACUUGAGUACAUCUACACACAGACGGGCUUAGACCGGCAGGGAGACAUGUACAGGUUGGUCCGUCAGCAGUUGUACGACUUCCACGCGUACGGGCCGAGGUAUGAUUGGGGUGGAGAUGCAGGCACUGGAGACGAGGACACGUGCGAGGGGCUAGAUGAGACACAGGUCAUUGCUGAUUGGUGGGUUUUGCACGGCAGUUGUGCCCUUGAGCUUUGUGUCAUCGCCACACGUCUGAUGUACACGUGGGUUUGCGCCUCUCCUGCGGAGAGGAACUGGGCAUUGCACGAGCGUAUCCACGAGAAGCGCCACAACGGGUUGGACUUCACGAAGCUGACUGAAAUGGUGGAGAUAUGCACGAACAAGAAGCUCCUGGCGUGUAGACAGAGGAGGAGGGGACUUGUUCUGCCGUGGGGUGAUCUUGAGGAGGGGUUGGACGACGUCCCAGAGCCGCGCAGAUCAGCUCAUAUCGAGUUGUACCACGAGGAGAUCGAGUACGAUCCACCCACGGACCCGCAUGCUGCAGACGAGAUGGAGGCAGAGCCCUGGACGGACCCGGAGGACUUGGAGCAGAGAGGAAGUGACACACCUGAUGUUGGUGACGAGUCCAACAGAGAGAGUGAUCAUGAGGCUGCCAAUGAUAUGCGUUCGUGGGAUCGGCAGAACCAUUGUGAUGUUGAUCGCAUGACCCCUCCCUUGACUAGGGGUGCGGCGGAUAGAGGGCGCAAGCAGACACAGGUUGUGCGAUCGUCGAGCAAGGACGACGGAGGUGACAGGUCUGACGACGGAGAUGCCGCCUAUGACGAGGACUCCGACGUCGAGAGAGAGGGACCCGACCAGGACAGAGGACAUGGGGACGAGCAUGGAUUCGACGACGGUGAUGGCAGUGGGCCGAUAGAGGACGGAGCGGGUGGCGCCUUCCUUGUUACUCCUCGCCCCAGUGCAGCGGGCGGGGGCGGUAGUGGCGGACAUGGAUUUGGUUUGGAGGUACCGCAGGGAUCGAUUCCCUCAGGUAUUUUCAGUGACGGCUUCGACCUUGGACGUCCACCCACUUCAGAUGCUCAUCGUGGCGGGGUGCGUGUUCAGACACCGGUUAGCGAAGUCGCACACCUCAUAGGGUCGGUUUUUUGUGGUGUUAGUUCAGGUUUGUUGACAGAGGCUGCCAGAGCGUCAAGCGAGAUACAGGAGGGCAGGACUGGUGACGACGGCGGUCGUGUUGCCAGGAGGCUACAUAUGGAACCCGAGGACGUGCUUGAGGAGGAGAGUUUGGCACGGAUGGUGUCGGGGUGUGCCACGACACAGCGGCUUGCGUUGGAGCAGGACACGACCAGGACGAGGGAGAUGGGGUGUAGUGUAGAGGAGGUCACUGCCGCCAGACUAGCAGCAGAGUGUAGACACGAUGGUCCUGCAGAUGUUGCAGAUGGUGGAGGACUCUGCACAGAGGGACACGUGGUGGCUCGUGCGGACGACCACCAGGAGGACGCGAGGGUAGGGUUGGGUGGUUUAUGUGGGGCCAGCGACACGGUACUACCCACUACUGAUGAGGCGGACGGGGGCGACAGCGCGGCCACGACAGACGCAGAGGGGUUGCUUGGGUGCGAUGGCACGGAGGUGGAGGGGCAGGUGGAUAGAGCACUUGUCGCCGUUGUCGUUGCCGCAAUGGAGGAUGUGGUCGCAGAUCACACUCAGGAUGGUCUUGUCGCGGUGGAUGCUAUGGUUGCACAUCGCAACGAGGAGGAGCGACAGGUGGACCCUGGGGACGUUGUUGCACACCCUGUAGAGGCACAUGAGCAGGCAUAUAUCGAAGAGGCUUUGGAAGGCUAUGCCUCCAUCUUCUUUCGUGCACCCUCGGGGGUAUCGGGGGAUAUUGGGAAGACUAUGGAAAUGGUCGACUUGUUCGAGCAGUUGACAGGUCAGAGGGUUAUCGAGCCGGGAGGGGUAUCAUGGGGAGCAGGGCCAGCUGCUGCAGGGACAGGACCAGCAUGUGCAUGGGCGGUGAGUGGACGGGGAGGUGAGUCUGGUGGCAGUGUUGUGGGCGGGGGAGGUGGUCCCGCAGUUGUCGGCGGACGGUCGGGCCUUUCGGGCGGGAGUGUUGGUUGGGGAGAGGGUUCUGCUGCGCCGACGACGGCAGGAGGGCGCAUGCAGGUGCAGGGUUCUCCAUCACCUUCAUCGAAGCCGAAGGGGAAGUCCGUAUCAUGGAGCGGCAUCAGCAUGGUCACCCGCAAACUCAAGGAUGCUAUGCCUGGGGUCACGGGUGAGAGGAGGGAUCAUGAGGGGAGGUUGACAGAGAUGUUUGCGGACGCAGAAGGCUGGGUACGGAAGGGAGAUAGGUUGAAGCAUGUUGGUGCCGGGUCGUCGUGUGCUGCAGAUCGACGGGGCAGCACAAUGGUUGCACCGCCGAUACUGGAUGAGGAGUCGCGACGUCAGACAGGUACAAGACCGGGCAGUCGUCGAGCUGUUGGGGGCCACACGGAGGAUUCCGCGAUGGAUGGGGUGCCCAUGCCUAGGGGUAGGAAGACAUACACGACUCUGACCGGCGUUUUGGGACGUUCUGGUGGAGGGGGUGUUGAGAGAGAGGUGGAAGUCCAGGAGGCAGAGAGGGUGGCAGCCAGAGCAGUUGCCAGUCAUGCCGUGUCUGUGUCACAGCAUCCAGGGGAGGGAGAGGAGAUGACGGCGAAGGUGCCGCAAAGGCGGCGAGAGCGCAUCAUCGACGAUGAUGACACAGACGACGGGCAGUGCGAUGCACCGUAGACUAGGACUUCGAUUUCACGCCGAUGAUGUUUGUGUGUAUCUUUCUUCAUUUAGAGUUUCACAGGUUUCGUUCUUCUUCUUGUUUUUUUUUGUUUUAUUUUGUAGUUAUUCUUCUUUUAUAAUAUUUCCUCUUGUUUACUUUUUUUUUUUUUUUUUCAUAUUGACACUACUGUGCGACUUCGUGCUUCCACUGAG